Trichogramma pretiosum is the source of this 2129-nucleotide messenger RNA. RefSeq lists its product as uncharacterized. Lineage: Eukaryota; Metazoa; Arthropoda; Insecta; Hymenoptera; Trichogrammatidae. The transcript is spliced from 8 exons. Gene Ontology annotation, biological process: regulation of cytokinesis; positive regulation of cilium assembly; positive regulation of protein localization to cilium. The record is from RefSeq and is a predicted model, not a curated record. Gene Ontology annotation, cellular component: early endosome; ciliary basal body; centrosome. Bases 480 to 1805 code for a protein of 441 amino acids.
ACACAAUCCCAACACCUAUGUUAUGUAGCAUGUAAUAUCGCGCAUAAGCAGCAGCAACAGACGCAAGCUGGCAGGCAGGCAGGCUGCCAUCAGAGACAGAGAGCGAGCAGAAAGUCGUAUUAUAGAAACACAACUCAAGCGCACUGUUUACUUUUUUUUUCCCCUUUUCAAAAAGACCGCAAAUGUCAAGUAAUCAUCGUCGGCUGAGUCGCCGAGGUGCAGCAGUCGCCGUGCAGGACAGUCCUCAAGAACAAUCAACAGUAUCGUCUGGCGAGUCAUCCGCGCCUCGCGUUCGUCGCGAAUAAACAACAAUAUCCGCAUCGUCGUGUUUAUAAUACAAAACAAUAAUUACGGGGGUAAGGAACGGAGGAGGCGAAGGCGGAGGAGGAGCUUUGUGUUAUUUCGCGAGACCUUUGACUUUUUGUUGUUGCUGUUGUUGCUGCUUGUUUUCUGUGUAUACGUAAGGGUGCUAGCGUAGCAUGUCACCCUCGUCGUCGUCGGGUUCAUCGGGUGACGAGGCUGAUAGCAGAAAAUCACGAGAGGAUUGGCGGACCAACAACGGCGCAAAACCUCGACGUAAAGCAAAAACUGCAGCAAAAAGGGAGGAGGGUUUGUUCAGCCUUAAACAAUUUUUAAAAAAUGAAAGUCAAACGAAUCAUCAGUAUGCAGGAGCUCGACCUAAGGUUUAUGAACCACAAUCAUGGGCUCCUGAACCAGUUUCUUGUCAUGAAACUGGAAAAUACACAAGAAACCCCACAGAAUUACCUGAUUUUGUACAAGACCAUUUAGUGAUUGAACAGUGUUAUCUGGGAGAUCAAAAUUCUCCUGGUGUUGCAAGUGUAGAAGUUGAUAAUUUACCAGACUUUGCUUUAAAUAGUGUUGGAAAAAGACCCAAUAGAUAUCACAAUGACCAAUGGAAGAGAAGUUUAGAUGAUUCAGCGGAGAGAUUAUUUGAUUUGACAGAAAAUUUGAAUCAAAAUCAAGUAAUUGUUCCACAUGCAAAUUCCUUGGAUUUGCCUAAACUUGAAGUUGUUGAUGGAGAAGCAGCUGAUGUACCCGAAUCCUUAGGCUUCCCAUUCGAUUUACAAAUAUCGAGAAGUUCAGAAUCCAAUUCUCAUGCUGAUGUAUCUGUGAACAAUACACUGCCAGAAGCAAUAUCAAAUUCUACAAAAUUGUUACCUGAUUUUCUCAGUGAUACAUCUGUUCGUAAUAGAGGAACCCCAUCAUCAGAUAGACCAGAUUUUUCUGGCUCAAAUGAUUCUAUGAAUCAUUGGCUGACUUUGGAAAAUGAAAGAUUGAGAAAUGAGUUACAAAUGGCAAGAAGGCAAUCUCAUGAGCGCUCCCUUAGAAUAGAUUCAUUAGAAGCUGAACUAAUAACAAGACGACAAUCAGUAAAUACAGAAAGUGCAAAUUUAGAAAAAACCAUGCAACAAAUAGAAGAUAACUUGAAACGCAGUACGAAAAGAGCUGUAAAUGCAGAGUCAACAGUAGCAUCAUUAAAAAAGGAAUUGGACUCUUUAUCUAUUGAAAAUAUGAUGCUAAGAACAGAAAAUAGAGAUUUGAGAGAAGCAAUAGGAGUGGAUAGCAAUGGUUUAGGAAACUCAGAUUUUAGGAUGCGCAGAUUAGCAAAUGAUUUACGGAAUGCAGCAAGUAAUGCUGAAGUAUCAUUAAGGCAGUUGAUGUCAGGUGUAAAUAACUUGAGAGUACUAGCAUCAACUUUGGAAAAUGGAGAUAGAAUAGAGGAUCGAACCAAAGAUUUUUUACCGGACUUUGAUGAAGACAACGCAGCGGGGCCAGCGUUAUGAAGCGAGACAUUGAAGAUAAAAUAUUUUUUUAUUUAGUUUAUUUAGACAUAAAUACUGUGUUUAUAAAGUGCUUGAAUUCGUUUUUGGAAAGGAAAAAGUAUAGUGUAAUUUUUCCUUAAUAGAAAGUUUUUACAUAAAAUGUGGUGAUUAUGAUUUAGGAUGUUCUUAAAAAAGUGAACUUCGAUUGAAAAAAUUCUUAAUUUACAAAAAAUAUAUUUAGAAUGUCACGUGAAUAAAAAAUUGUUUUAUAAAUUGUAUACUAUAAACAUUUAUUAACCAAGGGUAUUUACAAAACUUGAAAUAUAUACAUUCUUAUCUUUUAAA